ACCUGUUUAGUGUAUUUUGUAUUUUCCAAAUAGUUAUUUUAUUACCCCCUAGGUGACUUGGCCCAUUUUUAUAAAUUUCCCCCUCCACCAAAGCUGAUUUCUUCACGUUUCCCCCCUUUUUUUUUGCCUCCAUUGAGAGCUACUUGAUUUUUCCUUCCAGAGGGGCACUUCUCAAUAGCACACAAUAGUACACAACGGAGAAGGGCAAAAGAGUAGGAGUCCGUUUUGCAUAAAUUCGAGACCAUUUUGGGGCAAUUUUUUUGUGUAACUUUUUUGGUAUCCUUUUUGGGCCAUUUUUUUGUGUAAUCAGAAAGGGAAAAAAAUAAAUUCCCCCUGGACACGGCAUCAAAUAGACCCACAAUGGAAAAAACGAUGGAAGAACAAUGCGGGACCAAUUUGAUGAAGGAAGAUGGAAAGAGAAAACAAGUCAGCGAUGAGGAGUUGUCUAUGUCGGCCCAGAGGCUACUCGAGCGGAACACGCUUAAACUUGAGGAACUCAUCGAGAGCAGCUACACAAAUUGUAUAAAGAAAAGUGAUAGAGAUCAUUUCCGCCAGUACGCCCCCCGGGUAAUGUGUGGCAACCCGUGCGAGCAUUUCCCGUCAACUCCCCUUUCCGACUUUCAAAGCCCUCAGCUUUUCGAAAAACUUCCCCUGGACACGCUAUUUUUUAUAUUCUACUACCAACCGGGAACCUACCAGCAACACCUAGCCGCGAAGGAGCUGAAGAAAAAGUCCUGGAAAUACCACAAGAAAUACACAACUUGGUUUCUUCCGUGCGAUAACAACACGCGCAUGCUGAAUGACAAAACGGAGCAAGGGACCUACCUGUCCUUUGACUACGAGUCGACCUGGUCCAAACAACUGAAGGAGGAGUUCUCGUUUGAGCACAUGUACCUGGAAGACGAAAUAACGGCGUAG
Messenger RNA from Plasmodium vivax (malaria parasite P. vivax), 918 nucleotides. RefSeq lists its product as hypothetical. Gene Ontology annotation, cellular component: P-body; CCR4-NOT core complex. The transcript is spliced from 5 exons. The record is from RefSeq and is a predicted model, not a curated record. Gene Ontology annotation, biological process: regulation of DNA-templated transcription; nuclear-transcribed mRNA poly(A) tail shortening. Lineage: Eukaryota; Apicomplexa; Aconoidasida; Haemosporida; Plasmodiidae. Bases 361 to 918 code for a protein of 185 amino acids.